AUGCCUCUUGUUCUCACAAAAGCCGCCCGGCAUUUGGCUACUCGCCAUGGGCGAUCACUUGCCACUCGGACCAUGGCUACGGUCCACAAUACCCACAUCAAGGCAGAUGCCGGAGCAACCAUGCCUCCUGGUCACAAGGCCAAGGUCGGAUGCCUAGAGACAUUCGAUCUUCCUGAUCGUGUGACUGGGUCAGCCAGCGACAAGGCGAUGGGGAAAGCCCUAAUCAAAGCUUGGAAGCGUGACGGCAUCUUCCAGAUCGCCAUGAAUAGCUCCCAACGGGAGAUCUACAAGUAUGCGGAGAAGGCCAGCAAAAGGUUCUUCGCGAAGCCCCACAAUGAGAAGGCAGCCUGUGUUGACUCGCAGAGCUAUGCUGGCUAUAUUGCUUCUGGAGAGGAAAUCACAGACGGCAUCGCGGACUAUUCGGAGAUCUUCACUGUCACCAAGGACCUCGACCUGGCGGAGCCCAGAGUGGCACAGAAGUGGCCAUGCCAUGGACCCUGCCCUUGGCCUGACGCGGAGAUGCGAGACCCCAUGAAGACUUACAUGAAUUACCUUGGGGAGUCUGGAGAGAAACUUCUGGCCUUGGCCGAGUUGGGUCUAGGUGUGCCCCAGGGUUCGCUGUUGCAAUAUACCCAAGAUGGAUGGCACCACAUGAGAAUACUGCGCUUUCCGCCUACCAACAAGACAAAUGGAAAGGGAAAGAAGGGCCGUGGCAUCGGAAGCCACACUGACUACGGUCUCUUGGUGAUUGCGGCCCAGGACGACGUUGGAGGACUCUUCAUCCGCCCUCCGUACCAAGGCGAAAACUACGCAAACUGGGAAAAGAGUGCCGCGGGAAUGAAAGAAGACGAAGACGGGUGGGUCUACGUGCCUCCGGUCGAGAAUACCUUCACCGUAUUCCCAGGUGACAUGAUGCAGUACAUGACCGACUCCUUCCUGCCAUCCACCCCUCACAAGGUCGGCCUCAACACGCGGGACCGAUUCGCCUUCGCCUAUUUCCACGAGCCCAGCUUCCAGGCUGUGGUGAAGCCGCUGGAGGGGUACAACAACGGCCAGAAGCCCCAAGAGGGCAUUCACUACGGAACACACUUCACCAACAUGUUCAUGCGCAAUUACCCAGAACGCAUCACUACUCAAAGACUACUUGCUGAGGACCGCUACAAGACUCUCUCGCGGCCUGAGCUUCGGACUAUGACAAGUCAGGCGCUGGGGCAGCAAGCGGCGGUGGAUGCGACUCAAAAGUCUGCUUUUCAGACGGCUUAG
Molecule: messenger RNA, 1263 nt
Organism: Diaporthe amygdali
Lineage: Eukaryota; Fungi; Ascomycota; Sordariomycetes; Diaporthales; Diaporthaceae
Product: 2OG-Fe(II)oxygenase
Exons: 3
Coding region: 1-1263 (420 amino acids)
Molecular function (GO): dioxygenase activity
Source: RefSeq, a predicted model, not a curated record